CAUACGAAAUAAGCACUCAGAAUUUUGCACGCAUCAUCACUAAAAGCAAUAAGUAUUUUGUACACAAUUAAUGGAGUGCCUUGUGAAACUUGUGGAUAAGAAUCUAUACAUACCAUGAAAUGGAUUCAUCUUUGUUUUUGCCAUUUCUUUGUGUAUAUAUAAGCAGGCCUCAUAGCUUCUUGAUCUCUCACUGUAAAUGGUUUAGAACUGCUGCAACUGCAGAGAGAGAGAGAGAGAGAGAGAGAGAGAGAGAGAGAGAGAGAGAGAGAGAGAGAUGGGGGACCAAACAUGCUGUGGGAUGUUGCAUCUAGGGUUGAAAAAGGCCAUGCCAUAUUUGCUAAUGGUGGGAUUGCAGUGUGGGUCUGCUGGGAUGUACAUAAUAAGUGAUGCUACCCUCAAACAAGGGAUGAGCCGUUAUGUGCUCAUCGUUUACCGCAAUGCCAUUGCUGCAAUCUCUCUCGCGCCCUUCGCGUUUUUCUUUGAAAGGCAAAUAAGGCCAAAGAUGACAGUCUCAAUCUUCUUAAAGAUCAUGGUCCUGGCCAUUCUAGAGCCAAUUCUUGAUCAGAACCUAACUUAUUUGGGGAUGAAUCUGACUUCGGCAUCGUUUGCUUCUGCCAUAAUGAACGCCGUUCCUGCUGUGACCUUUGUCCUUGCAGUUAUUCUCCGAUUAGAGCAAGUGAAGAUUAAAGAAGUGAGAAGCCAAGCUAAGGUAAUGGGAACCCUACUAACAUUUGCAGGAGCCCUGAUCAUGACCAUAUACAAAGGCCCAAUCAUCAAUUUCAUUUGGUCCCAAAAAGCUAGCCAUCUUGUGCAAAGCAACGACCCCUCGGACAAGCACUGGCUCACUGGGACCCUCUGUAUUCUUGUUGGUUGUUUUGCAUGGGCCUCUUUCUUCAUUUUGCAAUCGAUAACGGUAAAAAAGUACCCGGCAGAGCUAUCUUUGGCUUUCUGGAUAUGCUUGAUGGGCGCAGUGCAGAGCGCAGCGCUAACCCUGGUGGCCGAGCAUCAUCCUGGCAUUUGGGCAAUCGGCUGGAACUCCAGACUCCUUGCUCCUGUUUAUACGGGAAUAAUUAGCUCCGGAAUCACAUAUUAUGUCCAAGGGCUUGUGAUGAAGACAAGAGGACCGGUGUUUGUCACUGCCUUCAACCCACUUUGCAUGAUCAUUGUUUCUGUCUUGGGUUCCAUCAUUUUAGCAGAGAAAAUCCACCUCGGAAGUAUUAUUGGAGCUAUCAUAAUUGCGAUCGGCCUCUACGCUGUCGUUUGGGGCAAAGGCAAGGACCGUCUUAGUCCCGUACAGCCCUUGACCGACGGGAAAAAGGUCGGUGCUGGGGAGUUGCCCAUUUCCACAGCAGACAUAACUAAACCGGCUGAAGAAGGAGCGAAAAUUGACAAACUUGUUGAAGCCUCGGAUGGUCCGAUGAAAAUUCUCAAAUUACACAAGUAGCUGUUUUAUCUCUUUUCUUUUUAUGCACCUUCCUCCUAUACUUUUGUGUUGUUUAAUUAUGUAGAGAAAUUCCGUUUGGUACUUUCAAUUCGAUCCGAACCGUUGGUUGUAUUUUUGGACGGCCCGGAUGUGCGCGAAGGGUACCAUGCAGUACCCAAUUUGUAACCAAGAAUUUGGUGUGUAUCAUGGCUUGGAAAUAAAAUGUUGUCGCUGAAGAGUUAGUGAAA
This is a messenger RNA of Rhododendron vialii, 1671 nucleotides long. Its product is annotated as WAT1-related protein At4g08290-like. Gene Ontology annotation, molecular function: transmembrane transporter activity. NCBI's taxonomy places the organism in Eukaryota, Viridiplantae, Streptophyta, Magnoliopsida, Ericales, Ericaceae. The record is from RefSeq and is a predicted model, not a curated record. Bases 275 to 1444 code for a protein of 389 amino acids. Gene Ontology annotation, cellular component: plasma membrane. The transcript is spliced from 7 exons.